CAAACAAUUAUCUGUUUUUUAGAAAACGUUGGCAAAGAGGCGAUAAUAAGAGUAACAGACUGGCUUAGAGGAAUUUGGGAGAUGAGAAGGAACGGUGGACCAGUACAGCAAUGGGUUGACUCCAUUCCAUCUCCCACAAAAUCUUCAAUCGACAUUCACAUUGAGUCUCAUGACAGUUCAUCGUCAUUAAUACCUGAAGAACACCAUCACUUGAAAAAAGUGACAUCACUCAAGAAUCCAAUUAUGACUUUAUCAGCUCCCAGUUCACCCGCAAUAGCGAUGUCAAGUAUUCCAAGUUUCCCACGCAGUAGAUUAGUACGAGAUCCGAGUUUACAAUCUGACAGCAGUCACUGCAGCAGCGUGGAAAGUCUUUUGGAGUUACGUAAACCAGAUCCAGAGGCUAUUCUCUUAGGACUGGGAUUUGGCGGUGGUUCCAACAAUUCACAAGCAGAAGGUCCACUUUCAAGAAUUCCAAAAAGAUUUUUACAACCGUCUAAAUUACGCGGUAUCGCCAUUGAUGAGUUUAUGAGACAGCAACAAGAGACUAACGAAUCAAUUGAUACUGCGUCUUUGGGAUACCGCGGACUCACUGGAUCGCCAUAUGUAGCGCCAUCAGAAAUAGUUCAGAAGAUUAUGGAGCGGUUACGAGAACACGAGAGUCAUGAAUCCGACGUACAAUCAAUCUGUAAUAACAAUAAUAACUGUAAUACGGAAUCAUACAACUCUCAAGCAAUACCGGAAGUUCGACUCUCUGUACUAUCGCCCAACAAUAGACAAUUUCUGGAGCGAGAACGUUCACGAAGUCCUGACAUGCGAAACAAACGAAUGAUAAUAGGACAAAAAUCUUUUGCUUUUAAUGGAGACGGUGAUCUUAUAGAAAUAAUAAAUUCCAAAAAUCACCGAGAUUCUACUAGUGAAAAUUCAACUGACUCUAAAAAUGAUCUAAAAAAUUCCUAUACACCAAGCUCAAUUACUGCUCAUCCAGAUUAUACUUUUCAAAAGUAUGAUAAUGAAAAAACAGAAAAAUUAAAAAGGAAAAUAACAAAACAAAAAUCUGUUGAAGAACUUUUUGAUUCUUCGUUAUCAGAGUCUGAUUUUAGUUUGAUAGAACCUAAGUUUUCUGAAGAUGAUUUUAAUUCUAAUAACAAUUUAAAUACAGUAGAAAAUAAUUCAAGACAAUCGCGGAAAUAUAUACGUGGAGUUAGAAGUAAAAAAGAACAUGAGGAAACGCCUAGUAACAUUCGAAGAGCCAGCGACGGUGCUCAUAUUGUCGAUGAGAAACAUUCGAGUCAUAGCAGUGAAGAGGGCCGACGAUUUAGCGAUGGAAUUAUAAAGUCAACUUUAAAACCAGCUUCUGACAGAAGACGCAGUUUUCGACGACAAGCAAGAAUCAAUGACGUCGAAGCAGCGUCUUAUGAAAAUGAUUGUAAUCAUUGUGAACGAUUAGAAUCAGAAGUCAAGUCAGAACUGUCUUGUAAUUUGGAAAGACGUGAUCUUUGCUGUGAAAGCGAUGAAUCAGAACAAGUUUGUAGGCAUGACGCAGAAUCUAAAGACUGUUGUUGUCACGCAAGCAAUACUAGUUGUUGGAGAAAAAUGCGUAAGAUGAUGAAGAAAAAUCAAAAAUUAGAAAAUAUGGUUGUAAAGAGUAGACAAGAAAUGGCGGAAAUACGAGGAAUGCUUAGCACGGUUUUAUCAGUAAGAAUGGAACCUGGUUUUUAA
Molecule: messenger RNA, 1719 nt
Organism: Cotesia congregata
Lineage: Eukaryota; Metazoa; Arthropoda; Insecta; Hymenoptera; Braconidae
Source: the annotation of a GenBank genome assembly